Molecule: messenger RNA, 1524 nt
Organism: Prunus armeniaca (apricot)
Lineage: Eukaryota; Viridiplantae; Streptophyta; Magnoliopsida; Rosales; Rosaceae
Source: the annotation of a GenBank genome assembly
AUGGUUUCGCCAAUUAAGUUGAUGAUUGGAGAGGAAGAAAAGUUCCAAGGAAAAGCAUUGGCGCUAUCCCAUACAAAGAGUGCAAUAAGUACGAUAAAAGAGAAAUUCAGUGAGCAACAGCUACGAACCUUCGAACAGAGUUGUUUUGGGCAUCUCCUACUCAUCGAGGACCUGAAGUGGACGUUGCCAAUUGUACACGGAUUGUUGCUGAGGAAAGCUGAUCCGAAGAUUGUUUCCCAAGUGAACGGGAUCAAAUUCAUUGUUGGCAAUAAGGUGAUCCAAUUCACACCCCAGCAAUUUUGUGUCGUCACAGGGCUAAGGUUUGGAAACCUUCCCUUUAUUCCGAUUCCCAGUAAUGACAACUGCUCAUUGAAAAGGAAGUAUUUUGGCAACAAUAAAACAGUGAGCCUGUUGGAAUUAGAAAAAGCCUUCCGCGACUGCGCUGAUGCGGAUGAUGCAUUGAAGCUCGGCUUUGUAUACUUCGCUGUGUUUGUGCUGUUGGGCAGUGAAAAACAUGUCCACAUUGACAUGCGAUAUUUGAAGUUGGCGGAAGACCUUGAAGAUUUUGGUAAAUAUCCAUGGGGUGCUGUGUCUUAUGCGAAGACAAAUGCGUCACUGCUGAGGGCACUGUGUGCAGAUUACCAGCGAGUGAAAGGGCCCAAAAAAGCUUCGAAAACAAAAAAAUCUGAAAAGCAAGUAAAGACAACGGCAACCGGUAGACCAAGAGAGUACCACCUAAAGGUAAUGGGUUCUAAAACAGUAAUGGGGGAGAGAGAGAGAGAGAGAGAAAUUGAGAGCUGCAUUGGAGGAGCUAAAACAUCAUUUGUUCAUAUAUUUUGUGUGAGAGAGACAGAGAGAGCGAGAGAGAGAGAGAGAGAGCAAAUUGGGUGGCUGUUCUGGGCGGCUGUGGGGAGAAACAUUCAAGGGAGGGGGUCAGGGGUAGAAGGGAAUUCAAGAAUAGAAAAUGGACAGAAGAUUUGGGCUUAUGAGGUAUUUCCAGCGUUGGCUGCACUACAUUUGGUGGUGCACGAACAUAAUGCCUACAUCCCUCGUAUACUACAUUGGAGGAGCAACACUUUGCCGCGUUUUUAUGAGCUCAUGAGCCAAGUCUUCGAAAACCGUGAGGUUGAUGUGCAACUUAUCCGGCCAUCUGUAAUUGACAAGCAGCAGCCGUAUUGGACUUGGGGUGACAGUGUUGACAACACUGAAGAACUUGUUGAGUUGGGUAAAAUGGCGUCCACUGAGUUACGCACUUUGAAGCGUGACUUUGAAAGGAUGAAGGAUGAAUUCGCCAAAGUUGCCAGUUCAAAUCGAGCGCUUCGCAACAGAGUGCAUGAGUUGGAAGAAAUGGUACGGAGGGAGUCAUCCAAAGUUGAAAGAAAUAACAAGUGUGUGGAGGAUUUGCGCAACACAGUGGCAUCAAUGGAGCAUUAUUUUAAGCUGGAGCUAGAGCAGCUGCGAAAACAAGAUGGUGGGGUGAAAGAAGCUGGGGAAGGACAUGAGGACCUCGUACUCCUCAUAUGA